This is a messenger RNA of Oppia nitens, 2323 nucleotides long. It is a transcript of the gene Ca-beta, whose product is annotated as voltage-dependent L-type calcium channel subunit beta-1-like. The coding region runs from base 276 to 2045 and encodes 589 amino acids. Gene Ontology annotation, cellular component: voltage-gated calcium channel complex. Gene Ontology annotation, biological process: chemical synaptic transmission; regulation of voltage-gated calcium channel activity; calcium ion transmembrane transport. The record is from RefSeq and is a predicted model, not a curated record. Lineage: Eukaryota; Metazoa; Arthropoda; Arachnida; Sarcoptiformes; Oppiidae. The transcript has 8 exons. Gene Ontology annotation, molecular function: protein binding; high voltage-gated calcium channel activity.
UAUAUAUAGUGUGUGUGUAAUGUAUGGUUUGGUUUUUUUGUGAACUGAAUUCACGCGUUCAUUGUUUAUGUGACGCAAUUGAACCGCAAUUUGUGGUCAAUCGGUGGCAAACCUUUGCGGUUUAAUUAUGACCACUGAUGUCGUCCGACAAUAUUUAUCAUGAAAUUUGUAAUUUUUUUAUUUGAAUUUCUAAAGAAUUUAUCGGUUCCGGGGAUUCAAAUUAUAGCUAUAGUCAGCCGUCAUCCGAGCUGUCAUUGAAUGAUGAAAGAGAGGCCAUGAGGAGGGAAACGGAGAGACUGGCCCUCACACAGCUCGACAAAGCCAGGUCAAAACCCGUCGCUUUUGCCGUUCGGACUAAUGUGUCAUACGAUGGCAGUGUUGAUGACGACUCUCCCAUUCAUGGAUAUGCCGUCUCUUUUGGCAUCAAAGACUUCUUGCACAUCAAAGAAAAAUACAACAACGACUGGUGGAUCGGCAGACUUGUCAAAGAAGGCAGUGAUGUUGGUUUCAUCCCGAGUCCCGUCAAAUUGGAAAUUCUUAGACUACAACAAACACAGACGAGUCGAAGUAAACUAUAUUCAAGUAAAGCUAACUCCGGUUCUACAUUAGGAGGACUGGUUAGCGAAGUCCUCAUCACUUCCCGCUCAUCCAAUUCCGGCGGUUCCAGUCCUCCCACACCGGAUCAAAAUGGUAUUGAUAUGGAUGAUAGUGAUGGCAAUCCCCGAUUAGGAAAGUCAGCGCUAUCGACACCACCGGCUAAAGAAAGAAGAAAACCUUUUUUCAAGAAGUCUGAAAAUAUUCCUCCAUAUGAUGUCGUGCCUUCAAUGCGUCCGGUAGUUUUGGUUGGGCCUUCCCUUAAAGGUUAUGAAGUGACAGAUAUGAUGCAAAAGGCUUUAUUUGAUUAUUUAAAACACCGAUUCGAGGGACGGAUUAUAAUAACCCGCGUCAGUGCCGAUAUAUCUCUAGCGAAACGCUCGUUACUCAACAAUCCCAGUAAAAGAGCUCUUAUGGAGCGCUCAAAUAGUCGGUCCUCAUGUCUGGCUGAAGUUCAGGCCGAGAUCGAGCGUAUCUUUGAGUUGGCCCGAACCAUGCAAUUAGUGGUUCUCGAUUGUGAUACCAUUAAUCAUCCCUCACAACUAGUAAAGACAUCGUUAGCUCCUAUUUGCGUAUAUCUUAAAAUCUCAUCACCUAAGGUAUUGCAAAGGCUAAUAAAAUCUCGCGGGAAGUCUCAGUCUCGGAAUCUAAACGUCCAAAUGGUUGCCGCAGAAAAGUUAUCCCAAUGUCCUGUUGAAAUGUUUGACGUAUUACUCGAUGAAAAUCAAUUAGAGGAGGCGUGCGAACAUUUAGCUGAAUAUCUUGAGGCGUAUUGGAGAGCAACUCAUCCACCCAUCAAAGCCUCUUCGACAUCUGCAGUAACAGUGACCACCUCUCGACCUCCACUUAUGCCAAUGAUAUCAUCUCCGCAUCAAAUGGCCAGAAGAGUGGAUCUCAACGACUCUGGACCUGAUAGUCCAGCAUUAAUGAGAGAUAAUAUGAAUGAGUCGCCUGUGAGAUAUCAUGUGGACAGGUAUGAAACGAUGCGACCGGUUGUUGGCGAUUGUACUCCAGACCACGAAUCUCCUAUUGAUAUGUACGGCGCUCCUCACCAGGAGCUGAGGACAGCUCGUGAUUAUAGUGUUAGUGCAAACAGAACCCGACAUUUUACAAGUGCUUACGGACCGGGUAUUGAUCCCAUGGAUGAUCCCUAUUAUAUGACUACAAGUGGGCCUUCAAUGUCAUCUCAUUAUAGAGAAAUACCUGACAAUAAUUUGACUGCUGAUAAAGAUUUUAGUGAUCGCAGUGAAUGGCUGUCCGGAGGGGCGCAUCACUCGUCCCGCAAUUACUCCGACGAUAAAUACAGUGAAUCCUACGAAGACUUUGUCGAUGCGAUGCCUCUAAGGGAAAGCCAUUACGACUACGACUCGUUUCAUAGCAAUUAUGAUAUGACUCGCAGACCACAAAACAACUCGAGAAAUACUUCGGGAAUUACAAUGAAUGCCUUGUGAUGUGAUCCGAGAGUUGACUAUAAUCUCUGAUCGCUUCAUCUCUUAUAUAUUAAUUUGGUCUUUAAAUAUGUGAUUCAAUUUGUGAAGACAUGUCUUGCGAUAAUACUGUAGUUUUGUUACCAAAUAAUGAGUUAUAUAUUUUAUGCCUCAAAGUAUAACAAAAAUAUGUUGUUUCAUAUGGUUAUGAUGUGGUCGUCCAAGACGUCGAUCAGUGGUUCAAUCAGUUCUGUUGUUUGGUUUGCACUUUUCAAGUGACCAGUUGUUGAAAGAGUAUAUGA